CGAAGACAGACAAGUCUUCGGUGACCGUGGUAGCUUCCCGGCAAUAAUGGAAUUGGUCCGCCGUAACAACAUUCGUUGAUUGUCAAUAAUUUGAUGCACAGAAAAUAGAAAUUCACCGAUUUUCUUCCCCCUUUUCAUCAAUAAGCACUCGGUUUCUUCAAUAUUUCUAGCCACAAGUAGUUUGUAAUGCUAUAGUACUGAGUGUUUGUCAAGAAUUUAGAGAAAAAUGCCGGAAAAUUAUCGUGUUGUGCUGCAAAGUCGACCAGGUGUGGAGGGAGUACCUACGAAGGAGAACUUUCGCCACGAGUCUUGCCCAUAUCCUGGCGAUGACCUCAAUGAAAAUGAAGUGUUGAUCAAGACACUCAGCCUCUCAAUGGAUGCCGCCUUGAGAUGUUGUAUGAAUGAAGAUACUGGCGUCUACUACCUGAAGCCCUGGGCUCUAAAUGAGCCUGUGAAUGGCAGUGGUGGUGUUGGUGUCAUCGUUCAGAGCAAGUCGGCCAAGUUUGAGCCUGGUGAUCUUGUUGUGGAGUGGGGAGGCUGGCCAUGGCAGCUGUUCUUCACCAAGCUUGUGGAUGAUAAUCACCCAACAUGGGGAGGCCUCACAAAGGUUCAAAAAUCCCUUGUGGGCGACCGGCCUUCCAUCAUGUUGUCUCUUCUUGGCUUGACUGGUAUGACGGCCCUGAUUGGCAUCCGACAGAAAGGUCCCAUAGAUAAAGAAGCUCAGCAGACGUUCGUAGUGAGUGGUGCAGCUGGGGGAACUGGCAACAUUGCUGGACAGGUCGCCAAACUAGAUGGAUGCAAAAAUGUGAUUGGUAUUUGUGGCAGUGAUGACAAGUGCUCAUACAUCAAGAACAAACUCGGCUUCAACUUUGCUAUCAACUACAAGACGGAGAACGUUGCCGAGCGGCUGAAGGAAGCAUGCCCUAGCGGCAUUGAUAUUUACUUUGAUAAUGUCGGCGGAGAGAUAAGUAACAGUGUCGUAAAACAGAUGAAUCCAAAUUCGAAAAUUAUCCUGUGUGGCCAGAUAGCUCAAUACAAUAUCGAUGUGACCUACCCACCGAAACUACCUGAUGAGAUAGAGGCUAUACUUAAAGAAAAGAACAUCACAAGGGACAGAUUCCUUGUGCUGGAGUUUGCUAGUCAUUUUCCUGCUGCAAUGAAGGAACUCGCUGGAUGGCUCUUCAUGGGAAAACUGAAGGUCAGGGAAACCAAAGCUGAAGGCCUGGAAAAUGCUGGCAAUGCAUUUAUAUCCCUGAUGAGUGGUGGGAAUGUAGGAAAACAGAUCUGUCACGUAUCUAACCCUUGAGUAAGAGAUCAACCAACUCCAUCACAAUGCAAGAGAAAGACCAUUCUUCUUACAUGAAAACUAACAACAAAUCUCCACCCCUCUUCAAUUUUAUGAUUCGCAAAAAUGUCUUGACAAAAGUAAAAUUUCCCAUCUUUUAUUUUUGAGGUGUACAGAAUUUAUUAUGGUUUUUAAAAACAAAUAGUUUUGUGAUUUUCAAAUUUAGCGAUUCAAGAUUAUUCAAGAUAAUAAAAUGGACCCCAAAAGUUGUACAUGUAGUUUAGAGUAACUGAAUGCUCUCACCUCACACACUAAUCAAGAUGUAAUUUGUGCACUGCCAGAUAUAUUGGAUCUUAUAGCACUGGGGCAAUCACCACUACAUUACACAAGUAUAUUUGCAGUGAAGGAUCUCGUGAAGGAUUUAUUAUAAUUGUAUGCAAUCAAAAUCAUGUUAAGGAAUGACCUUUGAAGGUGGAGGGGAGGUGAUGUAGAACUGGUAGAAGUUUGUUCAGGGAUUGUCUGUGUGCAGGGAUUCACUGUGUGCAGGGAUUGUCUGUGUGCAGGGAUUCACUGUGUGCAGGGAUUGUCUGUGUGCAGGGAUUCACUGUGUGCAGGGAUUCACUGUGUGCAGGGAUUCACUGUGUGCAGGGAUUGUCUGUGUGCAGGGAUUGUCUGUGUGCAGGGAUUGUCUGUGUGCAGGGAUUCACUGUGUGCAGGGGUUGACUGUGUGCAGGGAUUCACUGUGUGCA
Molecule: messenger RNA, 2034 nt
Organism: Lineus longissimus
Lineage: Eukaryota; Metazoa; Nemertea; Pilidiophora; Heteronemertea; Lineidae
Product: prostaglandin reductase 2-like
Exons: 8
Coding region: 227-1306 (359 amino acids)
Biological process (GO): prostaglandin metabolic process
Molecular function (GO): 15-oxoprostaglandin 13-reductase [NAD(P)+] activity
Source: RefSeq, a predicted model, not a curated record